CUCUUUGCAGCAGGGGUCCGUUGAGCUACCGCUAACGCUCGUUAGCUCGUCCGUUAGCUCCGUACGCAGUCGGUUGUCGGGACAGACGGUGUCGGUGUCGGUGUCGGUCGGUGGUCGGUCGGUCUGUGCUGAGAAUGAGCCCCAAACAUGUCAGACUUUUCCCCUCUGCUGUCUCCAGGGACGACCUGACGACAUCCUGUUCUUCCUCCAUCAUCCCAGCUGUGUCGGAUAGGACGACCCUCCCACAUCUUUCCAUCUGCUAAGGUCUGUUCUCCCCCCUCGACCCCCCCCCUUCCAGCACCGAGUCUGCACCACAUCCUCCUGGAUUGAACAGUCCCAGCCAAAGCCCCUUCAUAGAAACAGAGACCAUGUAUUGCCUACAGUGGCUCCUCCCUGUGCUGCUCAUCCCCAAGCCGCUGAACCCAGCGCUGUGGUUCAACCACUCCAUGUUCAUGGGCUUCUACCUGCUCAGCUUCCUGCUGGAGAGGAAGCCCUGCACCAUCUGUGCCUUGGUCUUCCUGGCUGCCCUCUUCCUCAUCUGCUAUAGUUGCUGGGGCAACUGCUUCCUCUACCACUGCCAGGACGCAGCGCUGCCGGACGCCGCCCACGACCCAGCGAUUGUCGGGACCUAGGAGAGAAGAAGGGGGGAAAGUGGGGGAGGGGCACUAAGGGUGAGGAGGCAUUGCUGGGGGAGUGAUACUGCCAUGCUGUAAGACUACACUUUGGGGGUGGGAGAGAGGUGUAGAGGCGGUGUUAAAGGACUGCUGGAUGGGAGUACCGCUAAUACAGAGAGUGCCAGGCCAAAGGCGGUGUUAAGGAGGAGAAGAGCCAGAGGAUUAUGGGGGGGUGGGGCGGGGGGGCCGAUUUGCCAUGCUGUACCGUAAGAUAGACUUGAAUUACAGGAGGGGGGAGACAUUAUGUGUAUUUUAUGUAACAGGAAGGGAAGGAGGGGAAUGCUGGGAGUCGGAGAUGUGUGGAGUUGGAGGAAAGAAGAAUUUCAAUUUUAGCAACUUUCAUUCCAACAUUUGAAUGAAAAGAUGAGACGUCAACCUAAAGUGACCACCGUGUUUCAGUAUUCUGGUUCCUUUCUGGCCCUCUGGCUCGUUUAGAGAGACGCCACUUUCUCCCCCAAAAAAACCCCCCGUUCGAUUAUCUUUUCAGAACGAAGACACUCUCCACCUCAAACUGCCAAAAUUCCCGCGACCGCCACCGAGAGCUGGACGCAGAGCAGCCGCGCUUGCUUCUCUCCUCGACCGCCGCAGUUGUUGACGAACUUUGUACGCCGCGUAGUGUUAAAAGAGGGAAGGCAUCUUGAUAUGUUUGUCCCCCCGCUCACCUGGAGAAAGGAGGAGAAACGUUACCGCUCACAGUCCAACCUGACGACACCCCCCCCCCGUUGGCUCCGUACACCGGCACUGGACAAUCAAUAACUUACGCUGUGAAUAACUCCUCCUUCACCGCAGCGCCACACACAAACACACCCUCCCUCCAGAAGGUGUAAUAAUGCUGAGAAACUGUCCCGUUAUUACCCCACUGUGCUCUGCAGCUGCCCCCCUCUCCUCGUCUUCCUCGGCGUGAACGUCCCCCCACCGCCGGACCCAACAUGGGAACUUUUUUUGUUUCUUUUUCUUGCUGUUUUGUUUGUUUUUCUUGUGCAUGGGUUGCCGUUUUUUCAAGUUCAGACACACAUUUUAAUUCAUUAAAACAAAAUGCUGAAAGUUUCCAAAGGGUAGAAUAAUCUGGAUGUAUGUGUGUGUGUGUGUGUGUGUGUGAGUGUGAGUGUGUGAGAACAUUUUUGUGUUAGGUGCGAUAGGUGUGUAUUUCUUUGUGAUCAUGACAUGCUGAUGAGCGUAAAUAUGUGGAGAUACACAAGGUAACGUAACAGUAGAUGGUCAAAUGGUGUCAAAUCUCCACUGACAAUACGUUUGUUAAUCAGAAAGUUCCCUUGUGUAUCGCUGCUGUAAGUGUUAUUUUUAGCUGUCAGACACAGGCUAAGGUGUUUAUACUGUGUACCUAUAUGUGUGUGUGGGUGUGUGUGUGUGUGUGUGUGGCUCCUGUCGCAGUGUUCAACAUGCUCACUGCUACAUUAUUGCUUUGGUUUUAAUUUAAAUAAAGUUUUUCCUCUCAACGUG
Dicentrarchus labrax (European seabass) is the source of this 2132-nucleotide messenger RNA. It is a transcript of the gene blcap, whose product is annotated as bladder cancer associated protein. The transcript is spliced from 2 exons. The record is from RefSeq and is a predicted model, not a curated record. The coding region runs from base 369 to 632 and encodes 87 amino acids. Lineage: Eukaryota; Metazoa; Chordata; Actinopteri; Moronidae.